This is a messenger RNA of Kazachstania africana CBS 2517, 1002 nucleotides long. It is a transcript of the gene PTP1, whose product is annotated as tyrosine protein phosphatase PTP1. Gene Ontology annotation, molecular function: protein tyrosine phosphatase activity. The record is from RefSeq and is a predicted model, not a curated record. The coding region runs from base 1 to 1002 and encodes 333 amino acids. Lineage: Eukaryota; Fungi; Ascomycota; Saccharomycetes; Saccharomycetales; Saccharomycetaceae. Gene Ontology annotation, biological process: protein dephosphorylation. The transcript has a single exon.
AUGGCUGUUUCCAAAUAUCCGUGGUAUUUGAAUCAAACUGAUGAUGAGCUUCUAUCAAAAUUCAAGUAUAUUCAGCGUCAGGAAGAUGAACAUUUAAGGGAAGCUACUAAUGGGACCCUCAAUUCAAGAUGGUCCCUAGGUGACAGCAUCUUGCAACGAAAUGAUUACAGAAACAGAUAUGUGAAUAUUAUGCCUUAUGAAAGAACAAGAGUUAAAUUGAAUGUUCCACGCGGCAACGAUUAUAUCAAUGCAUCUUAUGUGAAAGUCAACGUUCCAGGCCAAAGUACACAGCCAGGUUACUAUAUUGCCACACAAGGCCCCACGAGAUAUACGUGGGAUCAGUUCUGGCAAAUGUGUUAUCAAGAGUGUCCCUAUGACAAUAUCGUUAUUGUUAUGGUGACACCGUUAGUGGAGCAUGGUAGGGAAAAGUGCUACAGAUAUUGGCCCACAAGUGAGGAUCGUGUUAAGAUAUCACCUGUCUCACAAUAUCCAGGGGGGGAGAGUGACAUAAGUACGUUCCAAUCAGAACUGAAAAUUGAAUACGUCCAACAUGAAAGAGUUGACGAUUUGUAUACUUUAACAGAAAUUAAGUUGAGCCCUCCCUCUGGAUCCAUAGGGCCUACGAAAACCGUUCACCACUUCUACUUCGACCAAUGGAGAGACAUGAGUAGGCCAGAAGAAAUAUUGCCCAUUAUGACAUUAUCACAGCACUCACAUGCGUUGAAUUCAAAUGGAAAUCCCGUCAUUGUCCAUUGUUCAGCAGGUGUCGGUCGUUCAGGCACUUUCAUCGCUUUGGAUCACCUGAUACAUGAUACUGCAGACUUCAAGAACGCUCUUGACACAAUGGCUCCGGCUCCAUUGCAGGACUACAAACGUGACUUGAUAGAACAGAUAGUAUUCCAACUACGUUCGCAGAGAAUGAAAAUGGUUCAAAUGAAGGACCAGUACAUCUUCAUCUAUAACGCAGCCAAGUACCUCUACAACCUCGAACUGCAUACGUAG